AUGCCGCCAGACAUUGACCAUUACACGUCUUGCGUCGCGGGGGGCAUCGUCAAGCCGGUGGCGAAUAUCGUCCACUCCGUGGCGGACGUGGGCGACGGCAUCUCCGCCCAGGUGAACCCCCUCUCCGUGAAGAGCCGCAGGCACAUGGCGCGGCGGCGGUUCCGGCAGCCCCGGCUGCUCUUCACGGAGGGCGCGGCCGUGAGGCCGUGGCGCGAGCUGGAUGCCGAGCUGCUGCGGCAGCUGGGAGGCCGUAUGAUGUGGGGCAUCCAGGAGAUCGUGCCGUUGGCGCCCGAGGGCCAGUACCAGAACGUCCUCCUGCUCUACAGCUACCGCCUUGUUCUGGCGCAGGUGGAGAUGCCCACCGAGGGCAGGGGCAUGGCCGACCCGGGCGGCCAGGGCAUAGGCCUCCUGGAGCAGCUCGGGGAGUCCACGACGAAGCUGGCCAUGCAGGCGCUCAAGCCCCUCAAGCCGCUGAUCAGGAAUGUGCAGAGCCUGGAGCGGAAGAUGCACACCGCGGCCGAGGAGGGCGGGCCCGCCGACGGCCCCGGCCCGGACGCCGCCGCCGAGCUGGCCUUCGCCGACCUCGCGAGCAUCCGCUGCGUGGCGCUGCCCGACGGGGAUCUGCUGCAGCUGGCCCGGUCGACGGACACCGUCGACCUCCCGCUGCGCCGGGCCCCGAUCACGCCUGCCGUGCUGGACGGCCUGGUCGCGGGCUUCCGCUCGGCGGUGGCGCACCCGGACAGCGCCGCGAACUGGGCCAAGCUGCGGGCCGCGCAGCGCGAAGAGCUGCGGAGCAGCAAGCGGCUCGAGAACGAGGCUGGGGAGGAGGCCGCCGAGAUAGAGGCGCACCUUCUGGAGAAGGACGCCGGCGAGAAGGUGCUGGAGUUCUUCGAGGUGGAACGCUGGAGGGUCACGUCCAGGUGCUGGGAAACUCCGUUCCUUCCCAUGGACAAGGGCCUCUCCUUCCGGUGGGUGGACGCCGCGGGCAAGAAGCACCCACUGUGCCAGAAGAUGCUGAGCUGGGAGCAGAUCUCGUCGUCGGCA
This is a messenger RNA of Prorocentrum cordatum, 1044 nucleotides long. NCBI's taxonomy places the organism in Eukaryota, Dinophyceae, Prorocentrales, Prorocentraceae. The record is from the annotation of a GenBank genome assembly.